AUGAGCGACCAAGACUCGGAUAGCACUUCCGACCAUCGUCAAAAUGGUCCCAAAGUCGACAAUGAGAAGAAAGAUAAUCGUGAGCCUCGGGGCGACAUACUGGGUCGAUUGGAGCAUUUUACGUGGGCCAACUAUACUCUCACGAUGAGCACUGGUGGGAUAUCCUUGCUCAUUUCAGAGAGCACACAGCCAAAUACAUUCCACGGCCAGCAGACCAUCGGAAAAGUCGUGUACAUAUUCGACCUGGUCUUGUUUACUCUCAUCACAACCCUCCUCAUCACCCGCUUCAUCAAGUACAAAGGCACAUUCCUGGCCUCUCUUGCGCAUCCGACCGAAGGUCUCUUCUCGGCCUGCUUCUUCCUGUCCCUCGCAUCAAUUAUCGGCUCCAUCGUACGCUACGGCAUUCCGAACUGCGGGUACUGGCUAGUGGUCGUCUACAGGAUUCUCUUCUGGAUUUACUUUGCCGCCACGGCUAUAUACGCCGUAGGCAUGUACAUGGUCCUCUUCACGUCACCCAAGCUUAAAAUCGACGACAUGACGCCGGCAUGGGAUCUCCCUAUAUUCCCUUUUAUGCUUUCAGGCACUAUUGCGACGAUCGGCGCGGGUAGCUCAGGUGGCCAGCCCGCCCAUCAAGCCAUGCCAAUGAUUGUGGCAGGCCUAACGGCACAAGGGCUCGGGAUGCUGGUCUCGGUCAUGAUGUACGCAUGCUACAUCCGACGCAUGGUCCAGUUUGGCCUACCCAGCCCGCACUCGCGGCCAGCGAUGUUCAUCGCCGUUGGGCCCCCGGGUUUCACCGCGUUAGCGAUCAUAGGCCUGGCUAAGGCCUGGCCGACCCAUUAUAACUACUUUGGCGACGACGAAGUGACGAGCCAGAUUUUACAAGUGAUGGCGACGAUGGUAGCCGUCUUCAUCUGGUCGUCGGCCUUUUGGUUUUUCUGUAUUGCCGUGGCAUCAUGCCUCAUUUGCUGGAAGGCAAUGCCAUUUUCAAUGAGCUGGUAUGCCUUUAUAUUCCCCAAUGUUGGGUUCACGAUAGCCACCAUCAACAUCGGCCAGGCGUUUGAGAGUUCAGCUGUGGAAUGGGUGGGAACAGCUAUGACGUUAAUGCUGAUCGCCAUGUACCUAUUUGUCCUUGUUUGCCACGUGAGGGCGUUGAUCCGGAGGGACGUGGUUGCUGAAGAAACAAAAGGUUUCCUGGCAUUUGCUUCGGCCGUCGGCAUUUUGGUCUGCAAGCCAGGGGAGAUCACAACCGGUCUGAGGCGAUGCCUAUGCAACCGCGGACCGGAUCACAUCACCACAUACGAGACGCGACUGGUCGAUGGUACCGCCGACGGCGCAUCGGCGACUCAUUUCGCCUUCACCUCCUCGGUCCUUGCUCUUCGUGGUGACCACAUCGCACAGCAGCCUUUCGUUGAUCUUGAGACCGGAUCAGUUUUCUGCUGGAACGGCGAGGCGUGGAAGAUUCGUCACCAUGACGUCUCUGGCAAUGACGGCGAGGCGAUAGCUGCCCUUUUGAGCGAGGCCGUGAGCCGCAGUUUGGGAGAGCGUGAGGCGGCCAUCCUACAGGUACUUCGAUCUAUCGAUGGUCCAUUCGCUUUCACGUUCUUUGAUAAGCCCUCGGGCAAGGUCUACUACGGCCGCGAUCGCCUCGGAAGGCGAUCAAUGGUGAUCCGCCACGGCAGCCAACACGUUGUCCUGUCCAGCGUUGCAGAUGCUGCCGACCCGCAGUGGAGGGAGGUCGAGGCCGACGGCAUAUACGUCCUAGAUGUGGCGAACGUUCAUCAUCUACACCAUCUGAGUGGUGAAGGAGCUCAUGUGGCGAGGAGGCUGGACUGGUUGGACGACGCCGGCGCAGCGGACUUUGUCUCCAAUAUUGGCAGGUUCAAUGCAAUUGUGCCAGCAGAGGACAUCCGCUUAGUCUCCGACUCGCCAUCGGUGAAUGCUCUGCGCCAGCAGUUGACGGACUCCCUCAGGUUGCGGGUCCUCGAUGUACCUUCGCCACCAGGGGCUGACAAACAAGAUACAGCACCAAAGGUGGCUGUAUUGUUCUCCGGUGGGUUGGACUGCACCGUAGUGGCGAGGAUGUGCCAUGAUCUCCUUCCCGUAGAUGAGGGUAUAGAUUUGAUCAAUGUGGCGUUCGAGAACCCCCGAGUCGUGGCCAACGUUCAAAAUGCUCUGUAUUUUGCUGCGCGGGGUCAAGGCAUCGCUUUCUCUGAUGCCUCAACAACUGCGGCCGCAGUCUACACCACAGGCGCCCGUGUGCUUCUUUCAGGGCUUGGGGCCGACGAGCUCUUCGGGGGCUAUCAACGCCACGCAACAGCUUACCAAAGACAAGGCUACCCGGGCUUGGUCGACGAGCUCAAACUUGAUGUCAGCAGACUAGGGAAGCGAAACCUGGGCAGAGAUGAUCGAGUGAUGUCGCACUGGGGAAAGGAGGUCCGCUUCCCAUAUCUGGACGAAGAGCUGGUUCGGUGGGCCAUCAAGACCCCUGUAUGGGAGAAGUGCGAUUUUGGCAAUCUUGAUGGUAUUGUCGAACCGGGCAAGCGGAUAUUGCGACUUCUGGCUUUAGAGCUCGGCAUGGGCGAGGUUGCCACUGAAAAGAAGCGGGCUAUCCAAUUUGGCUCCCGAACUGCAAAGAUGGAAAGCGGAAAGGUCAAGGGGACCACACUUUUAUCAAACCCGUUGUCUUUCGAUCAUCUGGCUCUACGAGACAAUGAAGUCGUAAAAGGCAAGUCUGAGCCAGGCUUGGAGCAGCGAGGUUGCGAUGAGGAGAAUAAUGGAGAAUAUCAGGAGAUCAAAGAGAGGCAGAUACAAGGGAAUUCAAUAUUUGCAUUCCUAAUGCAGGAGCAGGCUGUGGGCCAGUCAUUCGUUCCGAUCCUUGCCUGUGCACGAACUGGACGUCACAGCUGCAGGAACCUAAUUCCGGCCUGCUGUGGGGGUGGAGUGGCCCCCACCGAAGACCCUGAACAAGGAUACGGAAAGGCCCAGACCGUCCACUGGGGCGGUGCUUUGGGCGCCCACCCUCAACCGCAACGGCUGCUCGGGAGCUGCAAGUUCGAAACGCCUCGGCUCUUGACCUUGCAAACCUACGACGCUUCUUGCAAGAACAAAUACUCCUAG
Diaporthe amygdali is the source of this 3117-nucleotide messenger RNA. RefSeq lists its product as uncharacterized. The transcript is spliced from 9 exons. Lineage: Eukaryota; Fungi; Ascomycota; Sordariomycetes; Diaporthales; Diaporthaceae. Gene Ontology annotation, cellular component: membrane. Gene Ontology annotation, molecular function: malate transmembrane transporter activity; asparagine synthase (glutamine-hydrolyzing) activity. The record is from RefSeq and is a predicted model, not a curated record. The coding region runs from base 1 to 3117 and encodes 1038 amino acids. Gene Ontology annotation, biological process: malate transmembrane transport.